Molecule: messenger RNA, 1745 nt
Organism: Trematosphaeria pertusa
Lineage: Eukaryota; Fungi; Ascomycota; Dothideomycetes; Pleosporales; Trematosphaeriaceae
Exons: 1
Coding region: 225-1745 (506 amino acids)
Source: RefSeq, a predicted model, not a curated record
CUUCUCUUCAGCCUACUCCUCGCCCAAUGUGAGGCAUAACCCGCGAUCCCAUCGCCGACCACACAAUGCCCGCAUACCUCCACAACAUUGUCUUCCCGUCUUGUGCACUCCCUCUCUAUUUUCCUAUAUAACCCGCCCCCUCACAUGACCCGGCGGCUCUCCUACUGACUGCUCCCCCAUCCCAACUAAUAUACAUUCACAAUCCUAACCGCUACUCGUUCAUCAUGGGCAACGUGUUAGCCAGGCUUACUAACAACCAGCAAAUGGCCGGUCCAUUUGACCACCUGCAAGAUAUACAGCAGGAGGUCGUCGGUGAAGUUGAUCCCUCCUCGGAUGCGUUCGAAGUAGCGGAGGAUGAUGAGCAUGAAGAACACACCCUAGUGUUAGAGUGCUCGGCCUCCGCAGCAACCAACACCCACCUGCGCUCCCUUCUCCCGCCCAACCCCUCCACUCCCUGGUUAACGCACCAAGUCAACUACCCCUUCUGGCCGUCCGGCCCCUCGCUGACAACCAGCCCAGCAGCACCGAAGGAGGUACUCACUGCGCGCGCGGCAGUCUGCAAGCUGCAGAACCCGUCUGGGCUGCGUGAGAUGACGCGGCGCGUGCUGUGCGAUAGCUUCGCGUGCGAGGAAAUGCAGGACUAUGAUGCGAAUCGCGCGCUUGUGCUGGGGUCUGCGAGCCGGCGUAUGCUGCGCGCUAGGAGCUGGCUUGAUGGGCGGGCGAGGCGGAGGGCGGUUAGGGAGAGGAUGGAGCGGGAGGAGGUGGUGCGGGCUGCGGUGGAGGCGCAGCGGCGGGCGGAGCGGUUGCUUCGGGAGAUGUCUGCGAUGGGCGAGGGUCGGGCGGAUGAGGAUGAGGGGAGCCCGAUGUCGUUCCGUUGCGUUGGUCUUGCUGGAGAGCGCGUCGAUCGAGCUGGAGAUGAAGAGCCUGAGGGUGUGGCGGGCUCUUUUGUCUCUGCUGUCUUUUCUUCCGUGUCUCUCCCUGGACAUUUGCUGCAGACAGCUCUCCCGAAAGCGUGCAGCGCUCCGCCCUUUCGGAUACUGCGGGCUUCUCCAUACGCAUAUGGCUCCGUUCCUCUAGACCACUACUUCCGUCUUCCUGGCAAGGAGGUGCGUCGUCCACUCCAACAAGGCCGGGUUGGCGUAGAUGAGUACUUCGAAGUCUCGACUUCUGCGUCGGUUUCCGAGACGCAGUCUUGGGAGGGAACCGGUUCCAGUUAUAGCUCCUAUCUCAGCGGCUGUUCCUCUGAUACCGGAGGUGAACAGAUCGACCAGUACUUCGCCAAAGUGCCAAUCCCGAAGCCUAACCUUCAGAGCGCUCUUAUGCCUGCAAUUAUGUUCCUACAGUACGACCAUGGCCAUAGGGUAGGCCUUGCCGCAGAGCAGCAAGCCGCUUCCCCAAUCGCAGGUGAGGACGCCGGUCCCACAGACUUCCCCGGCCCAACGCCUGAACCUCGACGCACGCGUCUAGUUCGCGCCGACACACCUUAUCCAGGCGCUAGGCGACUGCUUCGUCAUGCAGACGCAGUCGCAGAUAUUCGGCAGGUGGUCCGCCAGCAUCCCAUGGGCCGGAUACCUGCGUCUCCUAUCCAGAGUCGAGGUGUCAACUUCGACCGGCAGCAACAAUCACGGAUCGUGAAUUCUGAUGAACGCGCUAUUUGUAUAGACCCACGCGUCAUCCCGAUUUCUUGCUAUCGUUCGCGCGCAGGGGUUAUCGCAGAGGUCCCCAAUUUGGAGGCCUCCGCUUAG